CCCUGCAUUGCUCGCACGGACGACGCGCCCGCACGGCUCGGGACCGCGAGGCCUGGGUGUCGGGCUAGCCAGAGCAGCGGAACUGACGCAAGCGGACUUCCGGGGCCGGCCCCGGGGAGGUCGGCGGCGGCGCCGCAGUCGUGGAGAGGCAGUGGGAGCGUGAGCGGCCACGGGCGACGCAAGUAUCUCGCCGAGCUCACCUCCCGUCUCGCGCUUCUCUCCUAGUCGCGUGCUGCCUCCCGCCGGCGGCUCCUCCCGAGGAGAGUUUUCGCCGCGGUUACUGAGAAGAGACUGUGGCCACCCGCCCCGUGGCCAAGUGAGACUGCCUGUCGCACCGCGUCGCCCCCUGCGCCGCCGCCUUGCCCCCAGUGGCGGGCGCCCUUCUCGCUCGAAGCACUCCCCCCAGCUCCAUGAAUGGAAAUCGGCUCCGCAGGACCCGUUGGGGCCCAGCCCCUACUCAUGGUGCCCAGAAGACCUGGCUAUGGCACCAUGGGCAAACCCAUUAAAUUGCUGGCUAACUGUUUUCAAGUUGAAAUCCCAAAGAUUGAUGUCUACCUCUAUGAGGUAGAUAUUAAACCAGACAAGUGUCCUAGGAGAGUGAACAGGGAGGUGGUUGACUCAAUGGUUCAGCAUUUUAAAGUAACUAUAUUUGGGGACCGUAGGCCAGUUUAUGAUGGAAAAAGAAGCCUUUACACAGCCAAUCCACUUCCUGUGGCAACUACUGGGGUAGAUUUAGAUGUUACUCUCCCUGGGGAAGGUGGAAAAGAUCGACCUUUCAAGGUGUCAAUCAAGUUUGUCUCUCGGGUGAGUUGGCACCUACUACAUGAAGUACUGACAGGACGGACCUUGCCUGAGCCACUGGAAUUAGACAAGCCAAUCAGCACUAAUCCUGUCCAUGCCGUUGAUGUGGUGCUACGACAUCUGCCCUCCAUGAAAUAUACACCUGUGGGGCGUUCAUUUUUCUCGGCUCCAGAAGGAUAUGACCACCCUCUGGGAGGGGGCAGGGAGGUAUGGUUUGGAUUCCAUCAAUCUGUUCGUCCUGCCAUGUGGAAAAUGAUGCUUAAUAUUGAUGUUUCUGCCACUGCCUUCUACAAAGCACAACCUGUAAUUCAGUUCAUGUGUGAAGUUCUUGACAUUCAUAAUAUUGACGAGCAACCAAGACCUCUGACUGAUUCUCAUCGGGUAAAAUUCACCAAAGAGAUAAAAGGUCUGAAGGUUGAAGUGACUCAUUGUGGAACAAUGAGACGGAAAUACCGUGUUUGUAAUGUAACAAGAAGGCCUGCCAGUCAUCAAACCUUUCCUUUGCAGUUAGAAAAUGGCCAAACUGUGGAGAGAACAGUAGCACAGUAUUUCAGAGAAAAGUAUACUCUUCAGCUGAAGUACCCACACCUUCCCUGUCUGCAAGUGGGGCAAGAGCAAAAACAUACAUAUCUGCCACUAGAAGUCUGUAAUAUUGUGGCAGGGCAACGAUGUAUCAAGAAGCUAACGGACAAUCAGACUUCCACUAUGAUCAAAGCAACAGCAAGAUCUGCACCAGAUAGACAAGAUGAAAUUAGUAGAUUGGUAAGAAGUGCAAAUUAUGAAACAGAUCCAUUUGUUCAGGAGUUUCAAUUUAAAGUUCGGGAUGAAAUGGCCCAUGUAACUGGACGCGUACUUCCAGCACCUAUGCUCCAGUAUGGAGGACGGGUAAACCUCUUGAAUCGAACAGUAGCAACACCAAGCCAUGGAGUAUGGGACAUGCGAGGGAAACAGUUCCACACAGGAGUUGAAAUCAAAAUGUGGGCUAUAGCUUGUUUUGCCACACAGAGGCAGUGCAGAGAAGAAAUACUGAAGGGUUUUACGGACCAGUUGCGUAAGAUUUCUAAAGAUGCAGGAAUGCCCAUCCAGGGCCAGCCUUGCUUUUGCAAAUACGCACAGGGGGCAGACAGCGUGGAGCCCAUGUUCCGGCAUCUCAAGAACACGUACUCUGGACUACAGCUCAUUAUUGUCAUCUUGCCAGGGAAGACGCCAGUAUAUGCGGAAGUGAAACGUGUAGGAGAUACACUUUUGGGUAUGGCUACACAGUGUGUUCAAGUCAAGAAUGUAAUAAAAACAUCCCCUCAAACUCUCUCAAAUCUGUGCCUAAAGAUAAAUGUUAAACUCGGAGGGAUCAAUAAUAUUCUUGUACCUCAUCAAAGACCUUCUGUGUUCCAGCAACCAGUGAUCUUUUUGGGAGCAGAUGUCACUCAUCCACCAGCUGGUGAUGGAAAGAAGCCUUCUAUUGCUGCUGUUGUAGGUAGUAUGGAUGCCCACCCAAGCAGAUACUGUGCUACAGUACGAGUUCAGAGACCCCGACAGGAGAUCAUCCAGGACUUGGCCUCCAUGGUCCGAGAACUUCUCAUUCAAUUUUAUAAGUCAACUCGGUUCAAACCUACUCGUAUCAUCUUUUAUCGGGAUGGUGUUUCAGAGGGACAAUUUAGGCAGGUAUUAUAUUAUGAACUACUAGCAAUUCGAGAAGCCUGCAUCAGUUUGGAGAAGGACUAUCAACCUGGAAUAACCUACAUUGUAGUUCAGAAGAGACAUCACACUCGAUUAUUUUGUGCUGAUCGGACAGAAAGGGUUGGAAGAAGUGGCAAUAUCCCAGCUGGAACAACAGUUGAUACAGACAUUACACACCCAUAUGAGUUUGAUUUUUACCUCUGUAGUCAUGCUGGAAUACAGGGUACCAGCCGUCCUUCACACUACCAUGUUUUAUGGGAUGAUAACUGCUUUACUGCAGAUGAACUUCAGCUGCUAACUUACCAGCUCUGCCACACUUAUGUGCGCUGUACACGAUCUGUUUCUAUACCUGCACCUGCGUAUUAUGCUCACCUGGUGGCAUUCAGAGCCAGAUAUCAUCUCGUAGACAAAGAACAUGACAGUGCUGAAGGAAGUCACGUUUCAGGACAGAGCAAUGGGCGAGAUCCACAAGCUCUUGCCAAGGCUGUACAGAUUCACCAAGAUACCUUACGCACAAUGUACUUUGCUUAAAAAGUUCAAGAAUAUUCUCUGAGAUGAACAAUUGAAAGAUGAAUUGACAUACACCAUAUGUUUCCAGUGGAGUCCAUUGAGUGGGGAUGCCUCCAGCCAUACAGAAACCAACACUGUGGGGACCAGGGUCUGAUUUUUAUGAUGAUACAAGGAAGAUUGUUUCCUUUAUCAAGGGACACAGCACCAUUAUGCAAUAUGAAACCAGCCAACUGCUUUUUUGUGCGGUCUCCUGUAGGAAGUAUCGCCAUUGUUUUGUUUUCACUUUCUUGUAGUGUAACCCUUUUAAUGCCUUUACCUCAAGUUGCUUGGCAGCACAACUAUCUUUGCAAAAAAAAAAAAAGAAAAAGGAAAAGAAAGAAAGAAAAAGGUGAAUAAUGGUUUUAAAAAAACACACCUACAUGAAUAAUCAGUGAUUGCUCACAAUUAUGUGUGCAACAAAAUUAAUGUGCAUUCGUGUAUUCUUGUAAAGUAUCUGUGUAUACUUUAAGUGUAUACAUGUAUACUUCAUAUGCAUAUAUAUCUGGAUCUGCAUUGAUAAUAGAUAUAUAUGUUCUUUGUAUAUAUUUUAUAGUUCAUUCCACUGGGAAAUUUCUUUCCCUUUUAUUAUCCUCUCACCACCACUUUUAUUUCUUGCUCCACCUCACUUGCCUCAUCACCUACAUUUUUUUUCCUUAAUGCUACCAGUGAUACUCAAAUGUUCAUGUAUCUGGUUCAUUUGAAUAUGAAGCAUGGCAAACUAGACUUUUGUUUUUAUUUUGCACACCUACUCCUGUCUCUUGAUUCAUACACAAUUAUGAGUCCUCAACUCUUGAUAUUGCUUUCUUAAGAAGCAAAAUUAUUGUGUGUGUGUUUUUAUGAGAGUCUGUGUCUGUCCCCUCUUGCUCUGAACUUAUAUUUGCCAUUUGUGCAAUGUAUACAUAAGCAGUAGCAACCUAAACUGUUCUUUCUUCUCUAGUGAGUUUGUUAAAGCUGCUAUAAAUAUAAAACCCUGUCAGAAGUUAUAACUCUUUCUAUGAGUGAUACGUAUUCUCCUUCUGUUUCUAUGGGUUAUACAUGGAAAUUUUUGAAGCUUUUACGAAGAGUAAAUAUUUUAAAUGAUUGGAACUCUGUAGGGUGAGGCCUCUGAAAUUGGAUGAAGAAAAAGAAGGGGUUGAGGUUUUUAAAAAUUUUUUUUUUUUUUUGCUAUUUUACUUGCUGCCUCUCAUACAUUAAUGUGAUUUCCAUAUAUAUAUUUUUAUAUAUAUAUGUGUGUGUGUGUGUAUAUAUAUAAACAUAUAUGUAUGUAUUUUGAAGCAUAGCUUCCUUUUCUUUUAUAUUUAUUAGAAUAGUGCUUUAACAAUUAUAGAACUGUAUUGGCAACAUCUUUUAUAGAAAUAUAAUCAUGUUUAUUUUAAGAACUAACAAUUUGUUUUUGCUAUCUUUUAGUGCAAUAAGCAGUUUUAAAGGAAAGCUAUUUGACAUCUUUACCACAGAUAGUGGGAGAAGCAGGCACAUACAUGAUUUUAAAAGAGCAAAGUAAUACAGCCUUAAUUUCAGAAGGAAAGUUUUAUAAUUUUCAAGUCUAAAGCAUGUCUUUAAAAAUCAUAAUGAAAAUGAAGGAAAUUAAUAUCCUAAAUGAAUCUGACCUUAAAUAUUAAAAAUAAAAUUGAACUUUAAUUUAAGAAAUGAUCAUGAAUAGAUUAGGAUUUAGAAGGUAUUUAAAUUCUUUGGAGAUAAAUCAUGUUUAUUGAAGAAUCAUACUGCUUAGGUGCCCAUUUUCAUUUAUUAAAAUGAAUCAGGAAGAUGUGAUACUUUUUUUUAAAUUUUGCUAUUUUAUCACAUGUAACUUUCCUUUUAAAAUUAGGGUUAUGGUAACAAAGGAAGUUAGGGCUUGGAUUAUUUUAAAUGAGUUAAAUCACUGAAAUGUGGGGGAAAGUUUUGCAAAACUUUUGUUUUAUUGAUUUCACUUUAAGAUAUUAAAAAGUACCAUUAAGCUGUACCAAGUUCACCAGUAACAUUGGUUUCAGGGGAGCUUUGCACUUUGUAACACAUGAAAUCUGCAUUUUAAUUUUUUUUUGCACUGGUUUAGAGUAUAAAUAUUACAGAUUGUUUUCAAUGGGCAUUGUUGUUAACCUUUCAAAAUUCCAUCUGUUUAUGAAAACGAAUGGAUUAGCUCUAUAGUUUCUCCCUUACCUGUAAUCUACUCUUAAUUGCCAACUUACUGUAUUUUGAGCCUAAAAUCUGAGCCCAUGUCCUCCAGUAGCUAUGGAAUCUUUUGUCCUUCUACCAGAAAACUAAGAAAGUACUGUAUUUUGUAUGUUUAUUAUAUUGAUGUGUCUGAAAUGCAAUUUA
Myotis myotis is the source of this 5340-nucleotide messenger RNA. Its product is annotated as protein argonaute-3. Gene Ontology annotation, biological process: regulation of stem cell proliferation; regulatory ncRNA-mediated gene silencing. The record is from RefSeq and is a predicted model, not a curated record. Lineage: Eukaryota; Metazoa; Chordata; Mammalia; Chiroptera; Vespertilionidae. Gene Ontology annotation, molecular function: RNA binding; protein binding. The transcript has 19 exons. Bases 415 to 3009 code for a protein of 864 amino acids.